GAGAAAAGGAGGGAGGCACCGCUGCAGCACGGUUAUCUUUGUCCUGGUUCCAGUGGCCACGACAGCUGAGCGCGCCGGCGGGCGGGUCUUGCAACGACCACCACCUGAAGAUCUCCUCUCUGCAGCCGUCAUUUGGAGUUAAAAAUUGAUAAUUCAGCUCAAUAACAGAAGAUGGAAGGGGAGCAGAAGCAGGUGACAGGUUACCUCCUGUUCUCUCUGGGCACCGCCGUCAUCGGCUCGCUGCAGUUCGGUUACAACACAGGAGUCAUCAAUGCUCCCGAGCAGAAACUACGAUCCUUCUUUAACGACACCUGGGUUGAGCGCUAUGGAAAGCCCAUCGACCAGGGGGUCUGCACCAUCGUGUGGAGCAUCGCUGUCGCCAUCUUCAGCGUGGGCGGCAUGGUGGGCUCCUUCAGCGUGGGCGUCAUGGCAAACCGAUUUGGCAGGCGUCGCUCCAUGUUCCUGGUGAACUCUCUGGCGGUGAUCGGCGGCCUCCUCAUGGGCUUUUCCACCAUCUGCUCCUCGUACGAGAUGGUGAUCGCCGGUCGCCUGAUCAUUGGCCUUUUCUGCGGUCUUUUUACCGGCCUGACUCCCAUGUAUGUGGGCGAGGUGUCACCCACUCCCCUGCGAGGAGCCUUCGGCACUCUUCAUCAGCUCGGGGUGGUGGUGGGCAUCCUCAUCGCUCAGAUCUUUGGUCUGGAGGCUCUGCUGGGCUCAGCCAAGCUGUGGCCCCUGCUGCUGGCCCUCACUGUGGCCCCUGCUGUGCUGCAGUGCAUCCUGCUGCCCUUCUGCCCUGAGAGCCCUCGCUUCCUGCUCAUCAACCUCAACCAGGAGGAGCAGGCACGCAAAGCGCUGGUGCGUCUGCGUGGCAGUGAGGAUGUGAGUAAAGACUUGCAGGAGAUGAAGGAGGAGAGCGCCAAGAUGGCCAUGGAGAAGAAAGUGACCAUCCUGGAGCUUUUCCGCUCAGCGACGUACCAUCAGCCCCUUCUCAUCGCCGUCAUGCUGCAGCUCUCCCAGCAGCUGUCAGGGAUCAACGCUGUCUUCUACUACUCGACGGGCAUCUUUGAAACAGCUGGUGUGAAAAGGCCGAUCUACGCCACCAUUGGAGCCGGCGCCGUCAACACCGUCUUCACUGUUGUUUCUCUCUUCUUGGUGGAGAAGGCGGGACGAAGGACCUUGCACCUGCUGGGACUGGGUGGGAUGGCGAUCAGCGCUCUGCUCAUGACCAUCUCCCUCCUGCUGAAGGACAUUCCUGCAAUGAGCUACAUGGCCAUCAUCGCUGUCAUGCUUUUUGUUGCGAUGUUUGAGAUGGGCCCCGGUCCAAUCCCCUGGUUCAUUGUGGCCGAGCUGUUCUCCCAGGGGCCCCGCCCGGCCGCCAUGGCGGUGGCCGGAUGCUGCAACUGGACGGCCAACUUCCUGGUUGGAAUGAGCUUCCCCAAACUAGAGGAGUUGUUAGGUCCCUGGGUCUUCAUCAUCUUCACCAUCUUCCUCAUCAUCUUCUUCAUCUUCACCUUCAUUAAAGUCCCAGAGACGAGAGGCAAGACCUUUGAUGAGAUCGCCCGCAGCUUCGGCGGCGGCGCCCCAGCUCUCACCUCAUCUGUUGAGGACCCUCCUGCCAGCGCCAGCGCCGCCACAACGCUCCCCGCCUCGCCGGUGAAGGAGAAGGUCCCGCUGGUAGAGGCGCCACCAGCAGAGGCCGCUGCAGCAGAAGCCCCGCCCCCAGCUGCUGAAACCACGCCCCUUGACGCUAAAUCCAAAUCAACAGCGCAGGAGAGCGUGUAAAGCAGCUGCAGGUAGUUUUAAUGGGUGAAGGGGAUCAUAAAAGAAGGAAGAAAAAAUGCUGUACAUUGUAAUUAUCAAACUCGGAACAAUAGAAUUUUAUAAUACAGAAAACGGCAGCAUAGUCAGCUUUUAAAGGUCACGCCUUCUGCUUUCACGGUAGAAUUUUCCUCGACUUCCUUCUUUUAAAUCCUCCCUUCCCCACCUGUGAAAGGGAAUCAGUCACUGUACAACGCUACAGAUUAAAUCUACUGUACAUUCCUAGGAAUUUAAGCUACAUUCAUCAAAAAAAGGGUGGGUCUUUUUCAAGACAGCUGUGUGUCUAGUCAGGUGGACACAUUUCCAGCGCAGAUUGUGUCCAUGGAAACUGUCCAGGUAAAGGUCCAGGUUAAAAUGUCCGUCAGUGCAGACUAGAGGCAGAGUGUGUUGAUAACGGCGCAGCCUUUCGUUUUCCAGACAUGCUAUCUGAGUUCAGGUCCAUGUAGUGUGAGCUGACAUGGAAAGCAAUGAUGCACUUUUCUUUCUUUCUUUCUUUUUUUUUUAAUUUACAUAUUUUUUGACAGCGUUAUAGUAGGUAUUUUAGUGCAAUAUAACUUUCUAGUUUGAUUCUAGUUAUAUUUAAUUAUCUGUUAAUUCUUGUAAACGUUCUCAGAAGUGUUCUCAACUUGCAGGUUUAAGAAGGGAUUCUCAAAAUUAACGCUCCACCUUCAGCUGCUGAAUAUCAGCUGACGAGCUGGAGAACUUUUAAGCAACGCCAAAGUAUGAAAGUUUAAUUUCCACCAGCUGAUCGAGCACAGGAGUUCAGA
Molecule: messenger RNA, 2585 nt
Organism: Plectropomus leopardus (leopard coralgrouper)
Lineage: Eukaryota; Metazoa; Chordata; Actinopteri; Perciformes; Serranidae
Gene: slc2a3a
Product: solute carrier family 2 member 3a
Biological process (GO): response to insulin; dehydroascorbic acid transport
Cellular component (GO): plasma membrane; apical plasma membrane; basolateral plasma membrane
Molecular function (GO): D-glucose transmembrane transporter activity
Source: RefSeq, a predicted model, not a curated record